Messenger RNA from Cottoperca gobio, 1911 nucleotides. Its product is annotated as noggin-like. Lineage: Eukaryota; Metazoa; Chordata; Actinopteri; Perciformes; Bovichtidae. The coding region runs from base 137 to 1108 and encodes 323 amino acids. The record is from RefSeq and is a predicted model, not a curated record. The transcript has a single exon. Gene Ontology annotation, biological process: negative regulation of cell differentiation; osteoblast differentiation; dorsal/ventral pattern formation.
GCUUAGGUGUGCUCUGGAGACACUCAACAACAUGUCUGCUGUUUGUGUUAUAAGGCACUGAUUUCACUAUGUUAUUGUUCACAAGCUCAAGGAUUUACGGUGUGACAGAGUCCCUGAAGCACCAAUAACUGAAAGUAUGAAAAGGAAAAUGAGGAGCUAUAUCUCAUCCACACAACUAAACAUGCCUGCGCCGUUCUGUCUCUGCUGGAUUUUGUUCCUUCUGCAUAUAUCAGCAUCGUCUGCUUCCAACAUUUCAACCCAGAUUCAGCUUUCAAAUGCAACUGUUCUUCAAGGCGAGGAAGACACUGGCUGGGAUUCACCAUUUCUUCAGCUGAGAGAAAGUCUACUGUCCUACACGCAGCCACUCUGCCCAUACACCCUGCUGACGAACGCUGAAGACUACCACUACAUGCCCAAACCAAGACAUCGCCGUCCUUCUCUCCUCCUGCGUCUUCUGGGAUCCUCUUUUGACCCGAUUUGGAUGUCCAUAGAGCAGCCGUCUGAAGCCUCUAGGGGUCCUGGUGAUGGUCAACCUCUGGGUAAUGUGUCACUGCUUGCAAAAUUAUCAAUCACUGCCAGGAAUAAGCAUAGCCUGAGUGCUUCUCCAGAGACGAGAGAGGCUGCAGAAAACCAUCGGCAGAAGUUGGCGAAGGAAGCAGCAGACCUGGACCUCGGUUCUCUGCCCUCACAUGUCGCCAGCUCAGUCAGAAACUGGCUGGUGCGCUCAGCCACUUGUGGAUUAAGCUACCAAUGGGUGGAUCUGGGUCCAGCUUUCUGGCCACGCUGGUUGAGGCAGACAGAUUGUGAGAGAGCAGAUGGAGUGCGAAGUUGCUCCUUUCCUGGUGGGAUGGAGUGCGUGCGAGCUCAGAUGGCUCGCAUAAAGAUUCUGGCUUGGCACUGCUUGGAAAUCGGAGAGGGAGUCGGUGGGCCGAGAAGGAUUAAAGCAGACAGGCCUGAUGGCAGCACUGAGAUCGGGAUGGGUGAAGCCAUGAACAGAUGUAUAUGGAGGCAAGUGCCUUAUCCUGUGGUCACUGCAUGUACAUGUUCAUGUAAAUCAGGGGUGUCAAACUCGAUCACGGAGAAGGCCAACAGUAAAAACCGGGACUAGGUCGAGGGCAAAACAGGGUCAACAUUUAUUGAACAGGAUAGACCUAUUGGAUAAUAUUCAUAUUAGGGCCUUGAAUUUGACAUGUCUGAUGUAAAUUAAUGUUUUUUCUCACUAAGGCCUACAAUUUUCAAUUCUCAUCUUCUUUCUAUAUGCAUAUGUAUUUUAUAAUGUCAUUGAGUUGUUAUUGAUGAAAUCAAAAUUGUGUUAACUGGUUUUCCAAAUCAUCACAUCUUAUAGCUUAUUCCCUCAGUAAGACAUUGAAUGUACCUGACUGGCUUCAGGCUGAAUUUAAUAAAAAAUAUUCUCUCCUGAUAAAUUGUUAAAUUGUUUUCAGCUAAAUGUUAAGUGCAUGUGCGGUGAUAAAAUAGUGUUAAGGCUACUCUUCAUUCUGUAAUGGUCUGGGGGUUAUAAACUUCAACUUUUUGGUCACAAGUUUGCCUCUCCAAGUACAUGUCUGGUGUCGGUAACAUUAAACUGUUGUUUGGUACAGCUCCAAUGGCUCUGAUUUACAUCAUGUGGGAAAUUCAUGUAUCGGUGGUUCCAUCGUGUCUUCAGCAGACUUCUUAACUCUCUUCUAUCACUUUUUCACAAUUAGCAUAGGGAUACUUAGAGUGUGACAUACUUGUUUUCUGUUGCAUCAAACUAACUUUAAAAUGUCAACCUAAAAAUAAUAUAUUUCCUAUCCUAAAAUAGAAAAUCCAAGAGAAAUUGGCAUCCUGUUGGAUCCUACAGAGAGGGUGUUUUUUCUUUUGUAUUUAGGAUAAUACAUACAAGCAACUAAAGAUGUUUAACUGCUGAAAAGA